This is a messenger RNA of Herpailurus yagouaroundi (jaguarundi), 3391 nucleotides long. RefSeq names its product interleukin 17 receptor B (gene IL17RB). The record is from RefSeq and is a predicted model, not a curated record. Gene Ontology annotation, molecular function: interleukin-17 receptor activity. Bases 473 to 1825 code for a protein of 450 amino acids. The transcript is spliced from 11 exons. NCBI's taxonomy places the organism in Eukaryota, Metazoa, Chordata, Mammalia, Carnivora, Felidae.
GAGUUGGUCAACCUAACUUGGUCCUUUGCAAACAGGGGACUGCAGCAGCCCAGAUCUAAGCUCUGAGAUCCACUGUUAGCCCAACUAAUUUUUUGUUAACCUGUUCCCAAAUCACUGUGUCUCAAAGGAUGGUUCCAGCCAGCCGCAGGCGGCAGAAUUACCAAAAGAGGGCUUGUAAAAGCGGAGCCCAGUGGGUGCCCAGGGGUCAGAACAAGUGUCUGAGGGCCGGCCGGGGAUUUGCAUUUAAGGCGGCGCGUGAUUCUUGGGAACAGCGAAAUACUGACAGCGUCCGACGCUUCCGCCUUCGGACACCCAAGUGUUACUUUCAGACCUCGUUUUGUUUGGCAGUAAACACACCAGGUUUCCAUUACUCUAACAACACACAACUUAGUUCCUCAGAAGUACUAGCUGCCGCGAAGAACUCAGCGAGACCAUUCAGUGUGGCUCUGAACCUGGACCGUCUCCAGAGUGGAUGGUCCAACACACUCUGACCCCAGGAGACUUGAGGGACCUCCGAGUGGAACCUGUUAGAAGCAGAGUUGCAAUGGAGGACUAUUCAAUUUUGAUGAAUGUGAGCUGGGUACUCCGGGCAGAUGCCAGCAUCCGCUUGUUGAAGGCCACCAAGAUCUGCGUGACAGGCAAGAGUAACCUCCAGUCCUACAGCUGCGUGAGGUGCAAUUACACAGAAGCCUUCCAGACUCAGACCAGACCCUCUGGCGGCAGAUGGACGUUUUCCUACAUAGGUUUUCCUGUGGAGCUGAACACAGUCUACUUCAUUGGGGCCCACAAUAUCCCCAAUGCAAAUAUGAAUGAAGACAGCCCCUCCAUGUCUGUGAAUUUCACCUCACCAGGCUGCCUAGACCACAUAAUGAAAUACCAAAAAAAGUGCAUCAAGGCAGGAAGUCUGUGGGAUCCCAACGUCACUGCCUGCAAGAAGAACAAGACGGUGGUGGAAGUGAAUUUUACAACCAGCCCCCUUGGAAACAAAUACAUGGCUCUCAUCCAAAAUCGCAUUGUAAUCGGGUUUUCUAACGUGCUGGAGAACAAACCCCCAACGCGAACUUCUGUGGUGAUCCCGGUGACUGGGGAGAGUGAAGGUGCUAUGGUCCAGCUGACUCCGUAUUUCCAUACUUGUGGCAAUGACUGCAUCCGACGCAAAGGAACAGUUGUGCUUUGCCCACAGACUGGCAUCUCCUUCCCGCUGGAUGGUCGCAGAAGCAUGAUGGGUGGCUGGCAGCCUUUCCUCCUCCCAGCCCUGCUGGGGGCCACAGCAUUGCUGGCGGCUGGGAUCUACGUAAUAUGGAGGCACAAAAGGAUCAAGAAGGCCUCCUUCCCUACUGCCACCCUCCUGGCCCCCAUUAAGGUUCUUGUGGUUUACCCAUCUGAAAUAUGCUUCCAUCACACAGUGUGUCACUUCACUGAAUUUCUUCAAAACCACUGCAGAAGCGAGGUUAUUCUUGAAGAGUGGCAGAAAAAGAAAAUAGCGGAGAUGGGUCCAGUGCAGUGGCUUACCACUCAGAAGAAAGCAGUGGAUAAAAUCAUUUUCCUACUUUCCAAUGACGUCAACACCAUGUGUGAUAGUACCUGUGACAAGAGUGAGGGCAGCCCCCAUGAGAACUCCCAAGACCUGUUCCCCCUUGCCUUUAACCUCUUCUGCAGCGAUCUGAGAAACCAGACUCCCCUUCGCAAAUACAUGGUGGUCUAUUUUAGAGAGGCAGAUACCAAAGAUGAGUACAGUGCGCUCAGUGUCUGCCCCAAGUACCGCCUCAUGAAGGAUGCUCCUGCUUUCUGUACAGAACUUCUCCGUGUCGAGCAGCACAUGUGAGCAGGAAAGAGGCUGACAGCCUGUUCCAUGUAGGCCACCCAGAAGUGAGGGGCCCUGAAGCCUUCCUACUCCUCCACAUUAUAGGGGGAAAGCAUCUCAGGAUUCUAAAGUUUCUGUAUGGACUACGUGCAGGGAGGAUUUUACAUACACCUGCUUUAUUUAGCAAUAGGAAUAUAGGGAGGAUUCAUAACUAAAUACAUAUGCCUUAGCUUAAUCAAAACUUUCAUGCCAAUAAAACCGUUAUAAAUACUAACUACUGUAGCAUUAACUAAAGGACAGAAACUAAAUUUAUAAUUAUAAAGCUAAAUCAAAAUCAAGGAGAGUAAUAAUGCAAAAUUAUAACCAUUUUGAUAAUGCAGUGAUAAAGCAUCUUCCAGCCAAACAUCCAAUCUUGAACAGUCCAUGCACUGCACUGUAGGUAAAACUUUACUUCUGUAACCUUCUAAACUUAAUGAGUAUCAAAUUUAAGAAGGCUUCACUAAUUCACUCAACUUCAUAGGUGAAAAACCCUCUAUUACAUACAAAAACUUUUAAAAAAACAGAAUACGGAAUAACGAGCUGAACUCAUCUCUGCUGGCCAGAUAACAUAGCAUACAGGUAACUGCUCAUACUAUCUGGCACUUGUAUAGGACCUCUCUGAACUAAUUCAUGACCUGUCUGAUUCUUGUACAGGUGACUUUUAACAUGGACACCAAUAUACAUUACUUGCAGACCUCCUAUCAACUUUUGCCCAAAGUUACCUAUUAGAGGUCACGUCAAGAGUUCAGUUUCUUGGUUAUUAUGUUAACUUUUCAUGUUCAAAACACAAAUUGUUCCUGCUCUUUAGAAAGUUAGCCCUCUUGAAGUAGUCUUUUAUAAAUCAGUUAUAAUGGUUUAAAUUACCAUAGAGUUCCAUGACAUAGAAAUGUAUGAUAUUUUAAGUCUUCCAACUUCUUUCUCUAAAAGCAUCUUUUUAAUGCAGAGGUUACCAAGGGGCUAUAUAUAUUACUUAUAUUUAUGUUAUGCCCAUUUUUCUAAGAUUGCUGGUCUUUCACACAUGCAAUCCUGUAUCUGCUCUAGAACGUGGCUCAGUUUCAGGUGGAUGACUGUUAAAAUAUAUUCGUGAAGUGUCAAAACUAUCCUUAAAGGGCCAUGCCACCCCUUCUAAUACAUGUCUUACGGAUAAAAUAAAAACCAAAAUAAGGAAGCACAGAGUGAAAUCUCACCAUGUUCAGCUCCUCAAGCAGAUACUUAGUAAUGGCUGAGACAAUAUGUUUAAUGUGGUUAAGCUCACUUGUCAUGAUCUGUUUUCAUGGUGCUUAAUAAAGUGCUGGUAAAAGAAGACGGACAUGGCUUAUGUCUAAACUUGGAUCAGAAACCAACGUCCUCUGAAUCAACAUCUACCAGUUAUAACAACAAUAUGUUAUUAUGUAAAAAAAAGAUUAUGAACAAAACUAACAUUUUGCUUUUGGAAUUAGGUAGCCACUAAUAAAUUGUGUUGAAACAGCCCAGAUACAUAAAUAAGAUCAAUAUUGUAUAUUUUGUUAAAAAAAAAAAAAAAAAAGAACACAUAAUUUUCAAAUUGAA